AUGUGUGACACCGCCACCCAAUCCGAGAAGCACACUGGCAAUUUGUUGUCGGCGCCAGUCUUCCCAGGCCCAGACAACAGCAUCGACGCGGAAGCUGCGCGUCACUAUGUCAUCGACCCCGCGGCCGAGGCGAGACUGGUCCGCAAGCAGGACCUGCGAGUGCUCCCGAUGGUCUUCCUCAUGUACUUCUUCACUUUCCUCGACCGAACGAACCUCGGAAACGCAAAAGUAGCAGGCAUAGAAGCCGACCUAGGGCUGGGAGCAUAUGGCUUCAACGUCGGCGCCUGCCUCUACUAUGGCAUCUAUUUCUUCGCCGAUAUUCCCGCGUCGUUGAGCGUCAAGAAGUUUGGGUUCAUCAUGCUGCCCAUCAGUUGCAUUGCCUUUGGCAUCGUCACUCUCUGCACCGCUUUCAUCCAUAACGAAGGCAGCUUCUACGCAAUUCGGCUGCUUCUCGGGCUCAGCGAAUCUUUCCAGUUCCCAGGACUUAGCUAUGUGAUUUCUCGUUUCUAUCGCCGCAGCGAGGUGACGACUCGGGUGUCUUUCUUCAUGCUCGCCGCUGCAGGCUUGUCGAGUGCUUUUGGUGGUCUUCUCGCUUCGGGGCUGCUAUCCCUCGGAAGCAUUGGGUCCGUCUCUUCGUGGAGGAACAUCUUCUUGGUUGAGGGGCACGUAUUCUCCUUUCUUUAG
Molecule: messenger RNA, 684 nt
Organism: Colletotrichum graminicola M1.001
Lineage: Eukaryota; Fungi; Ascomycota; Sordariomycetes; Glomerellales; Glomerellaceae
Product: MFS transporter
Exons: 1
Coding region: 1-684 (227 amino acids)
Biological process (GO): transmembrane transport
Cellular component (GO): membrane
Molecular function (GO): transmembrane transporter activity
Source: RefSeq, a predicted model, not a curated record